Molecule: messenger RNA, 1025 nt
Organism: Cotesia glomerata
Lineage: Eukaryota; Metazoa; Arthropoda; Insecta; Hymenoptera; Braconidae
Gene: U2A
Product: probable U2 small nuclear ribonucleoprotein A'
Exons: 4
Coding region: 225-965 (246 amino acids)
Biological process (GO): mRNA splicing, via spliceosome
Cellular component (GO): U2 snRNP
Molecular function (GO): U2 snRNA binding; protein binding
Source: RefSeq, a predicted model, not a curated record
CACAUAAACAAUAUGGCUGUUUGGCUUUACGUGUACAUAUACUCACUCGAUACUCACUCGUCACUGAGCGGCAUAGCGGCUUUUAGCUUUUAGCCAGUGUGUUCAUGUUAAUGGCAAUUCAUAGCAUAAGUUGACUUCAAGUUAUUUUGAAAUUUAAUUAAUUUUUAAAUAAUCUGCUGUUGUUUUAAUUAAAAAGUUUAGUUGUGACAUAAGAUCUCACAAACAUGGUCAAAUUAACUACAGAAUUGAUACAACAAUCGAUGCAGUAUAUAAAUCCUGUACGAGACAGAGAAUUAGACCUUCGAGGUUAUAAGAUACCAACAAUUGAAAAUUUGGGAGCUACACUCGAUCAAUUUGAUACAAUAGAUUUUUCGGAUAACGAUAUCAGAAAAUUAGAUGGCUUUCCAUUCUUGAAAAGAAUCAAAACAUUAUUUUUUAACAAUAACAGAAUUGUUAGAAUCUCUGAAGGCUUAGAAAAUUACAUACCCAAUUUAGAAAUGUUAAUACUUACUGGAAAUAUGAUACAAGAAUUAGGUGAUCUGGAUCCUUUGAUUCCUCUAAAAAAUCUUCAGCAUUUGUGUCUCUUACAAAAUCCAGUAUCAGCUAAACCACAGUACCGACAAUACAUAAUAUACAGAUUUCCACAACUUCGUGUACUGGAUUGUCGAAAAAUCAAGAUGAAAGAUAGAGAAGAGGCUGUUGAAUACUUCCAAAGUAAACGAGGCAAAGAGAUGGCACGAGAAAUAGCUAAAAAGGCUAAAAUGCAAGCAGCUACGGGCAAUUCUGAUAAACCAUUAAUGAGUACUGCUGAGAAAAAUAAAAUUAAAAACGCUAUCUCCAAUGCAACAUCAUUAGAUGAAGUAAAACGACUAGGCAAACUCCUUCAAUCUGGUAACUUCCCUACGGAAGAACAUCAACAAAACGGAACCAACGGCAAUACUGAAGCUAUGCAAGAGGAUGAUUAAGUAUGAAAUUUGAGUUAUAAUUAUUCUAUAGCAAGAUAAAACAAAAAUUUGAAAUUGCCA